AUGUUGAAAACAAAGGUUUUGCACACUUUAGCCAAUGCAAAUGACAAUGAUGCAGAGAUAAAUGAUAUUGAAGCUAUGUUCAGAGUUCUAGAAAAUCCAUUUGCUGAAAUUGCUAAUGAAGCACAGCGAAUUACUGCUUUGAAAAAUGCUGGAGCUUACAUUGGUUCUACUGAGUAUUUAAUUGGUAGCUCCUUAAAAGAAGUAAGAGUUAAUAGUAUAAUGAUACCUCAGGUGGUUCCAUCUUAUGGUCAAUUUAUUUCUAUGAGUCGCAGUUUGCAGUCUUUUCUUGAAUUGCCUGAUGUCUUAGAUAAAAUAAUGCUAAACAUUGCUAAUUUGUCAGAGGAGAAUAAUGUUAUAUCUAAUUUUAUACAGGGAUCACUUCGGAAGCAUCUGUCAGAACCCUUCGUUGCUGAGGGAAAAAUAGUAAUCCCGCUGUUUUUCUAUUUAGAUGAUUAUGAACCGAAUAAUGGUUUAGGUUCACAUGCGCUUGAUGAGAAGACAAAUGGAUUGUAUUACAAAAUUCCAUGUAUUCCUUCUGAGUUUUUGUCAUUACUUCGUGUAAAGUGCGUCAUUCAACAACUGAAAGAUCUGGAAGAAAAUGGUAUUCUAAUUGAACUUCCUGAUAGGACUGUUAGAAUUUACUUUUUACUGGGUCUCAUUCUUGGUGACAAUCUGGGCUUGAACGGCAUUCUAGGCUUUGUUGAAUGCUUCACAGCUAACUUUUGUUGCCGAAUGACCUUUGCUGUUGAUAAUUAUCGCCUUACUGGUCUUAAAGAAGAUUGUGCUUUUAAUGCUUUGCAGGCUUUUCAUGCAACAGUUAACAUAGCUGGAGACGUUCUACAUGAUGUCGAAGAGGGUCUAUGUGCUUAUGCCUUACCCCGGAUAUUAUUUUGGCUCAUCCAUAUUAGAAAAUACUUAAGUUAUGAGACGUUCCUGGAUAGAAAUCUUGGCCAGAUGAUAGGGGACUUUAUUCCUGGCAAUGAAGAAGUGUGGUUGUACUAUUUAUGCUUAUUGGAAUUGUUACAGAUGGUUUUAGCACCUUCAUUUCGCAUUGAGGCAGAAAUGCUUUAA
Messenger RNA from Frankliniella occidentalis (western flower thrips), 1071 nucleotides. RefSeq lists its product as uncharacterized. Bases 1 to 1071 code for a protein of 356 amino acids. The record is from RefSeq and is a predicted model, not a curated record. Lineage: Eukaryota; Metazoa; Arthropoda; Insecta; Thysanoptera; Thripidae. The transcript has 4 exons.